Messenger RNA from Venturia canescens, 3049 nucleotides. RefSeq lists its product as uncharacterized. The transcript has 11 exons. Lineage: Eukaryota; Metazoa; Arthropoda; Insecta; Hymenoptera; Ichneumonidae. Bases 120 to 2054 code for a protein of 644 amino acids. The record is from RefSeq and is a predicted model, not a curated record.
GCUAGAGAACAUUCGUUAAAUUUCGAUGGCAAUUAGAAUCGCAGAAAUCUCAUCACUGUCUCUCCAGCAACAAGAGCAACAAGAAUUGUUUUUAAAGGGAGAAAAAAGCAUAAAGAAAAAUGCCUGGUGGAGUAGUUUUUCUCGUUUGCAUUCCAACUUUAUCGUACGAGCACGAAUUAGUUUUUGGAGUGCCAGUCAAAAGUGCAAAGAGAAGUGACAAAUCAACGAGACCUGCACAAUCGAACAAAGUUGAUCUUCGAUUAAAGGAAGUGAAAAAUCGUACGCACCUCAUUACCCUGGAUAAUGAUUCAAACGACGACGACGAUGAAUCACCGAACGUCGAGGUUUUUGAAAAAGGAGUGAUCGAGCGAACGAGAAACAGAUUGAGAUCUAGAGGCGAUAUCGCACCCACUGGGUUAGGAAAUCGAAGCAAAUCACCCGUUUUCGUACCUAUGGAGACCGUUCUGGAUGAGCUGCUCAAAAAACUCAGAGUAGAACACAUCGUGUGGUGCAAAGACAAAGAGAACAUGUAUUACGAAGUAAUAUUUCCGGUAGCUGCUGGUGAUCCUUGUGAAAAUUGUUUGCACUGUCUCACUGAAAUGGGAAUCGGUACUAGAAUGAAUUCUAUCGUGAGUGUCAUCCCGACUCAAUGCACUUACAGUGGUUUGCGGAGCAUCGGUCCUGCAGCAAUCAGAGAUGAUAUCGCCCAGAGGAAAAAAGAUGCCGAAGAACGAAACAACCAUUGGGAAGCUUUCGUCGAUUCCAUAAGAUCGAAAUUGACAGUCAAACAAGUCGUCGAUGGUGUACGAAGCGGCGGUGAUCUUACAUUUGAUUAUGUAUUGCUGGUUUUGACUGCAGAUUGUUUAGCUGCUCUGGGUUUGGUGGAGAACAGCGCAACCAACGUUGUCGCAGCAAUGCUCGUUUCUCCCCUUAUGGGUCCUGUAAUGUCUUUGACAUUUGGUACAAUCAUAGCGGACAGAGAUCUCCAAUUCAUUGGAUUUAAGAGUUUGAUGCUCGGGAUAUUCGUCUCGAUUUUAUUCGGCUUCAUUUUCGGUCUUAUCCUAGGCACAACCGAAAUGCCAUGGGGGUAUAAUGAUUGGCCGACUGAUGAGAUGAAGGGCAGAGGAAAUUACAGAUCUCUUUGGAUGGGAGUUUUGUGGGCAUUGCCAUCAGGGACUGGAGUGGCUGUUGCUUUAUUGCAAGGAAGUAAUGGUCCGUUGAUAGGAGUCGCAAUAUCCGCCUCGCUUUUACCACCGGUCGUUAAUUGCGGACUUUUUUGGGCUCUUGGCUGUAUAUGGCUGAUAUACAGACCAAUAAAAAUGCCCCACAUCAAAGGAGAAUCGUACACGGAUUUCAACAGCUCAUACGUUUACGUCUACACGGAUUAUUUACCCGUUGAGUUUUUUUGCAACGGUAUAAUUAGUGCAUGUCUUACAUUCAUUAACGUAAUGUGUAUUUUCAUAACGGCCAUUAUAGUGUUGAAGAUCAAAGAAGUCGCAGCGCCAUAUACAUCGACUCCGGAGUUACGAAGAUUUUGGGAGCGAGAUAUCAGACUGGUUCGUGACAAAAAUAACUCGAGAGCCAACAGUUCCAUUGAUUCGAGCUUCUACGAUGGACUCAGCAAAAUGAAACAAAGAGCUCUCGAAAGAACCCUUAACGAAGCUGUACGUGAAGCAAUUAACGACGAAACCUUCCGCAAAGUUCAAAGAUUGAGUUAUGGCCAGCAUGGACCAGAUGAAAUAGCUCCGCGUUUGGGGCUUCAUCCCGGAGGUUUGGGGGUGGCAGAUUCUUCUAGGAAGGACGAUUCGACGUUGCACGUUCGUGAAGGGAUGAAUGGAAAGCCGGCGGAGAUGGAGGUCACCGUCGGUGAGAAUACGUGCGAGGAUCUCGCGGCGCUCGACAGACUCAUCAGUUAUCUGCUUGCACAGCCCAGCGGUAAUUUGGAAAAUUGGCGGCGGUCGAGACGAGCAAGCGCCAGGGGCUAUCGUCAAUUGAGACCGAACGACGAAACCGGCGGAGCCCCUGUUCCCGGUGUAGGUACAACACCGCUAUAGAACAAAAUAAACAUUAUUCGGAAUCGCGUAAUUUUCAACAUUGAUGGAAAUGCAUCACGAGGUUCGAUCUGCAAAAAAAAUAUGUAAAAUGACAAGUAAUAACAAAAACCUUAUGAAAAUUUAAGCUCGAAAAAUUCGUACCGAAAAAUUCACCAUCGGGAUUCUGAACCCGGCCAUCCGGCCAACUACGCAUUCUUAUGUGCCACUCAUAAACCUUUGAAAAUAGAAGCCAAAAGUUUCAUUAAAACAGCGUCGGACAUAAUUGUUUUUUCCGAGAACAUCGUUUCAUAAUCGGGCGAAAAAAAUUUUCGAUUGGACUUUUAAAAGUAUAUAUCUUCGGGCAAAAAGAGAUCGAAAAAAUAUCAUAUUGCAAGAAACUUUCCGAAAUCGGAAUGAAAAGCUCCAAAAUAAAUUGACGAUCGACUGAAGUUUUUUUUCAAAUUUCCCGGAGAAUCGAAGAAUACCGGAGAUUUAUUUCCGUUGAAAAAAAAAGAACCAACGCCGCCUACAACAAGGGGAAGAAAGGGUCUGAAAAUACAUGAAUUUCAGGACUUUCUUUGGUUAAGAAAUGAGUAAAAACAUUUCAAACUUUGGCAAAAAAUACUGUUUUUUGUCUAAUUUUAUUAAACCGUUAAUUUAAGAAAGAAAGCAGCGAUGCUCAUCACUAGUUCAUCAACCUUCUCCCCCAAAAACAUUCCUGAAAUUCAUGUAUGUUUCCAGAUCUUUCACUUGUAUCUCUUCUCGUAUCCCUUCACGAAGACAGCAGCAAUAUUUUCUCGAUUCCUUAUUCGGAAUUUUUAUUCUCCGAAAAAAAGGAUAGUCGAAUUUGAAAAAUGAUUUCUAAUGUAAUUAUGAUUAUGAUUUGAGACCGCGUAAACGAUUGUUAAGAUUUUAAAUAUUUCGAGAUAUCAAAAUCCCGAACUUUUCGAUAUGGAAACAAGUUAAUUUGUCACAAUUUGAUAUGAGAAAAAAAAACUAUUUUAAAAACCGAUGAA